Messenger RNA from Ceutorhynchus assimilis (cabbage seed weevil), 1182 nucleotides. The record is from the annotation of a GenBank genome assembly. Lineage: Eukaryota; Metazoa; Arthropoda; Insecta; Coleoptera; Curculionidae.
AUGGCAGAAGAAUCUGGAACUGUCCAAAAAACUUGGACAAUCGUUAAGUUUAUAGACGAAGAUACUGUUGCUAUGGUUCCCACAAUCUGGUUAACUAACUCUGAAAAUGGCUGGAAUUGUUUAUGGCCUCCACUGCCGGCAUACAGGAUAUCAGUGGCUGUUAGGACCCACGAAAUGAAUACUUGUUGGCCAUCUUUUAAAGUUACCAUGUUUAGAAAUGCGACUUAUGAUGACUAUCAAAAAGCCAGAAAGGCAGUUUUAAAAGCCGAAGAUACCAGUGAUCUGAACACUGAUGUCGAGAUGACUGUGAGAAGAAAAAAAAUUAACAGGAUUUCAAGUGACUCCUCAGAAGAAAAUGAUGUUCUAGUGAAAAUCAGGACUCCCCCAAAAUUUACUGGGAAAUCAUUCAAAGCAAAUGAUAAAAAUGUUAAGAUGGUAAAACAAAAAUUGGUACUAAGUUCACAAUUAUCAUGUCACAAACAGAAUGCAAAGUUGUUGGAGCCAGGAACCUCAUCAGAAGGCAACAACCAAAAUCUUAGUAAGAAUGUUGAUCUCACUAAUUCUAAUCUAAAUGAUUCAUUGGGAUUCGAGAGACACGAUAACGGACAAGCAAAUGAAUCAGUUAACGCUUCUGCUCCUAAACAUGUGCAACCAAGUGUGCGACCUAGGACAAUUGCAAGUAAUAAUUCAAAUGAUCCAAAAUGUACAUGUUGUCCUGUCCAUGUUCACUAUAUAAAAGAAAUAUUGAGACAACUUACAUUUAUCAAGAGCCGCGUUGAUGAUAUUCCCAUUGAGCCAAUUUUGAAGAACCCUGUGUCUCUGCACGAGAAAUCACUCUUUGAAAACCCAGCAGUGAAUGAUGAAGCCCUCUCUGAAUUGAAUAAUGCGUUAAAGGAUACAAAUUUUUUUGAGAAAGCGGUUAAUGAGCUAUCUAGAUUAGGGGGGAGAAACAUCUAUGACUUCUGUGUUAGAUGUUUGAAGAAAGUCAUGACAGAUGAGCUAGCUAACCAAUAUAGUUGGUUAGGCAGAAGAAAUAAAAAGAACUUCAGUGUAAUGGAAGUCUCAAAGCUAAUAAUUGCUGCUGCUGAGGCUGGGGGCAAGGCAAAAAACAAGAAGGAGGUGGAAGAUGCGGUUUCUGGCUGGCUACGAAGGGCUAACGAUAGAAUAAAAUCGAAACGAUAA